AUGAUCGAUGUUGGAGUGGAUGGCGGUGUGCAGAUGGUGAAUAGCUCAAUCAAUACUGAUCGUGUUAACCAAACUGAUAGAAAUAUUCAAGCGAGAUCUCAAACAUCUGAUGUUGGUAUCGAUAACACACAGCAAACAGCUGAUGUUGGAAUCGACAAUACUCCAAGAAUGUUAGAUGAUAUUGGUGAAGAUAUGGAUAUAGAUGGCUAG
This is a messenger RNA of Plasmopara halstedii, 210 nucleotides long. RefSeq lists its product as uncharacterized. NCBI's taxonomy places the organism in Eukaryota, Oomycota, Peronosporomycetes, Peronosporales, Peronosporaceae. The coding region runs from base 1 to 210 and encodes 69 amino acids. The transcript is spliced from 2 exons. The record is from RefSeq and is a predicted model, not a curated record.